This is a messenger RNA of Leptosia nina, 771 nucleotides long. The record is from the annotation of a GenBank genome assembly. NCBI's taxonomy places the organism in Eukaryota, Metazoa, Arthropoda, Insecta, Lepidoptera, Pieridae.
AUGGAAUGGUAUACAACAGAUAACGGAAAAUACAGAAUAGAGUCGCUUUCAACGAAAACGUUUGAAGGAGCAUUAAAUGUGAUAAGAGAAUCGUUCUGCCAGAACGAAUAUGUUUGUAUCGGGUGUGGCAUUAAUAAAAAUGCUGCAGCAGCUGAAGAACUGUUGGAACUGUGUGCUGAUGCAGCGCUUGAUGGGGUGUCGCUGGUUGCUGUGGCGUCAGAUACAGGCGAAGUGGUUGCUGUAACUUUUAAUAAGAUCCAGGUUCAAACGUCAAGUGCUUCAGAGAAAGCUUUCUUUGAAAUAUUCGCGGAGGAGCGAUGCAAGGAAGCCGCGUCGCGCUCACUUAUACAGUUUAUGGCGAACGUCGAUAGCAGGUGUAACUUGUUUGAGAAAUACGGCGUAGAUUGUAGCCUCGAAAUUAUGUUCCUGGCUACCUUGCGAGAACACAGAGGCCUACAUCUAGCGAGACACCUGUGCAAGAUUUCAAUAGAGCUCGCCAAAAAAAUCCGACACGGUCCAAUAGCGCCCAUUACCGUCCAGGAUCUCGGUCCUAAAUAUUCAAUGUUGGUAGUUCGAAAACCUAUCGCAUCGUACCCAAAGAUUUGCCAAGCAAUUUGGACGUCCGCGGGCUCACAAAAAGUUGGCAAAGCUUUGAAAUUCACUGUCCACUUGACAGUACCGCUCUCAGAAUUUGUAUUCGAUGGAAAGACUUACUCGGAACGAAUAGGAAAUGAAUCCGCACUCUGUGAAGUAGCGGCAAUCGCUCUGUAA